AUGAAGCCUAUUAAUUUUGCCUCAUUUUUGUUUACGGCACUUUUUAUUCUAGUACCAAGUUCUAUUAUAGCUGUACUUCCUGGAACUUGGCCUCCAAUAAAUGCUCCUCCUCCAGCAAAUGCAAAUUUUACAAGACUUGUAAAUACGACUAAACUUAGAAAUGCUCCUGUUAAAAGAAAUAUUACUGCUGCUUGUCCGACUACCGACACAUACUGUGAUUGGAGUUGCACUACUUGCACUCGAAACGAUACUGAUAUUAUUCGCUGUCCUAAACAACUAGAAUGGGCUCUUACUUUAGAUGAUGGCCCAUCUCAAUUCACAACCGCGGUUCUGGACUAUUUAGACACACAAAAUGUCAAAGUCACUUUUUUUGUUAUCGGAUCUAAUGUAUAUACAUAUCCUGAAAUCUUACUAAGAGCUUUUAAAGCUGGUCAUCAGAUCGGUAUACAUACUUGGUCACAUAAUGCACUAACUACUCAAUCCUCCGAAGUAGUUAUUGCCGAACUUAUGUAUACUAGUGCUGCUAUAAAAGCUGCUACUAAUUAUACUCCUAAAUAUAUGCGUCCUCCAUUUGGGGAUUACGACGAUCGAAUUCGUGAUAUUUGCACUCAACUUGGUCUGAAACCAACUAUUUGGGAUUUAGAUACAAACGAUUGGUUGUCUGCCGACGAUCCAACUUUCAACCUAAACUGGAUCCCUGCUAACUUUACUCAAUGGGUCAAUGAUCCAAACCUCAAAAGUACUGGUCAUAUCUCCCUCGAACACGACUUAUAUAAUCAAACCUCUGCGCAAAUUCCUCUAGUCGUACCAAUUCUUAAGAAAGCUAAUUAUACUAUGAAGCCUGUUUAUCAAUGUCUUAACGAUCCAUCUCCUUACGUUGAGAGUCUAGUAGUGCCUGUAACCACCACUACUUCAACUCCAAGUGCUGCUACUCCAACCAAUAACCCUAACUCAAAUCCUAAAAGUCCUCCAACUCGGAAUUCCGAAGCCCCAACUCCAACUCAAACAAAAUCUGGUGCUACAAAAAUACUCAAUAAUGAUCUUUUAUCUUUGAGUUUUGUUGUUGUUGUAUUAUUCG
Molecule: messenger RNA, 1078 nt
Organism: Racocetra persica
Lineage: Eukaryota; Fungi; Glomeromycota; Glomeromycetes; Diversisporales; Gigasporaceae
Source: the annotation of a GenBank genome assembly